This is a messenger RNA of Camellia sinensis, 648 nucleotides long. NCBI's taxonomy places the organism in Eukaryota, Viridiplantae, Streptophyta, Magnoliopsida, Ericales, Theaceae. The record is from RefSeq and is a predicted model, not a curated record.
AUGGAAUCGACAAUGUUUAUCAAACUAUCUAAUAGUAAUACUGUGUUCAUAUGGAGUUGGGAUGUUAUCGCUCUGAAAUUGAUGAUGGUUGACUGUUCCCAACUUCCAUACGAUAUUAUUCGGCUGAUUGCAAUUAGAUUGCAUGCUGUUGAAGAUUUUCUUUCAUUUUCUUUUGUGUGUCACUCAUGGAGAUCAUUUUAUUUGACCAAAAGCUGGACUCCCGGUCCUCAGAUUCCAUGGUUAAUGCUCUCCGAUAAUGAAAACAGUGACAUCAGGAGUUUCUUUAGUUUAUAUAAGAACAAGGUUUAUGAAUUAGAACUACCUGAAGCUCGUGGUAGGCGGUGUUGGGGGUCACCUCAUGGAUGGAUUGUUAUCAUAGGAAGUGAUCUUGAAAUUCAUCUUUUGAACCCUUUUUCUAGGGCUUGUAUCAAUCUCCCACCACAGUCUACAUUUGAUAGCCAAUUUGAUUUUCAUAGUGCAUGGUAUAAAUUCAUAGACAAAGCAAUUAUAAUUAAGAAGUCAAAUGAAUCGCAUACAAUCGAAGAAGAAUUUCUGGUUAUGGUUAUUUAUGGUCCUCAUCAAGAUUUAGCUUUUUCAAGGCCAGGAUACAGUUCUUGGGUUAAUGUCGAAGCUAUUUUAGAUUCAUAG